GGCGCGUAGGAGAAGGCGGAAGUGGCAGGGAAGGGCAAGAUGGCGGCGCUGGGGAGGGCGGUCCGGGCGUUGCGGUCCGGGGUGCGAGGCCGCUCGGCGGGGCCGCCGGGGGCUCUGGCGCUGCCGAGGGUCCCGCUCGGGGCGGAGCCGCACGAGGAGGAGCCGAUGGCGGUGGCGCAGAGGAAGAACCCCGAUUAUCACGGCUUCUCGGAUGACCCGGCCGCCGACCUCCUCAACAUGCGAGCCACCUUCCUGGCCGGCAUCUCCAUCGCCAUCGUCCUCGGCUCCGUCUUUCUCCACUACCUGCCCGACUACGGGCUGCAGGCGUGGGCGCGACGCGAGGCCGAGCUGCAGGUGCGGGAACGAGAGGCGCGGGGGGAGCCCCUCCUCACCUCCAACUACUACGACCCCGCGCGGCUCCCGCUGCCGCCCCAGGACUGAAAAAGGGGGGGUCCCUCCCAUUUUUGGGGUCCCCCCAUGCCUUGGGACCCCCCAAAAUCCUGGGGUCCCCCUUUAUCAGUACUUCCCCGUCCGAUCUGUUAAUAAAAGGGGGGGUGGGACUCCACCGAC
Molecule: messenger RNA, 570 nt
Organism: Cuculus canorus (common cuckoo)
Lineage: Eukaryota; Metazoa; Chordata; Aves; Cuculiformes; Cuculidae
Gene: NDUFB11
Product: NADH:ubiquinone oxidoreductase subunit B11
Exons: 3
Coding region: 40-441 (133 amino acids)
Source: RefSeq, a predicted model, not a curated record